AACAAACGUCCAAUUGACAGUUGAGACGCCGCUGUUUAAGACCUUCCGCCUUAAAAUCUAACAGUGGAAGGACCUUCAGUAGGCCUAGGUCCUAGUCUGUUGUAAAGUAUUACGGCUUGAUGCUUAUUUAUAAAUCUGAAUUGAAAGGCAGUGUGAGAUGAGUAAAUUGAAACUUCAGAAUCAUCAAAAAAAUUACAGAGAGGAAGAUGUGUUAGUCAAUUUGAAAGAUCUUGGCCCCGAUGUGAAAGAGGGGGAUGUGAUUGAGGUCUACCAUCCAGAAGAUGACCUUCCAAGGUUAUUGCUGCAGAUUCCUAACGCUAAAGAUGAAAUUCCUGUUCAGAAAGACACCAUCAGCAUUGAGCAAAGCAUUACAUCAAGUUUUCAGUUACGUAAUUACAAAGAUGUUAUUGUUAGAAAAGUGGACCCCAAAGCUGUGGCGCUUGAGUUGGUAGAGCUCACUUUUAAGGAUCAGUAUCUCAGCCGUUCAGAUAUGUGGAGGCUGAAGACCAAUUUGGUAAAUUCUGUGGUUUAUAUCAAUAAGAAGAUUGAGUUCUGUGGUGGAAUAGUCAGAUGCCAGGUUUAUGAGAUGUGGGCACUUGGGGAAAAAGUUGCCUGCGGUGUUGUUACUGAUGAUACUAAAGUUGUAUAUCGAUCAUCAACUAGUAUGGUGUAUCUUUUUGUUCAGAUGAGCUCUGAAAUGUGGGAGUUUGAUAUCUAUGGAGACCUGUAUUUUGAAAAAGCUGUCAAUGGGUUCCUCUCAGAUCUCUUUGCUAAGUGGAAGAGAGAAGGUAGCAACCAUGAUGUGACUAUAGUACUCUUUUCUCGAACAUUUUACAAGGCAAACAGUAUAGAAGAAUUUCCUGCAUAUAUGAGGGAAUGCAUUCAAGAAGACUACAGAGGGAGAUUUUAUGAAGAUUUUUAUAGGGUUGCUGUCCAAAAUGAGCGUUAUGAUGACUGGUCUCCAACACUAACUUAUUUACGUCAGUUGUUCAACAGCUAUUUGCCAUCAGUGCUUGACCAUCAUCGAAACCAAGGUUUUAUUGUGCCAGAAGCAACCAAUUCAUCUGCAUCUCAGGGGAAUUUUUUGGAAGUUCUCAAUAUAUCCCUUAAUGUGUUUGAAAAGCAUUACCUUGAUAGAAGUUUCGAUAGGACUGGUCAAGUAUCAGUUGUUAUUACACCUGGUGUGGGUGUCUUUGAAGUAGAUCGAGAGCUUACUAACAUCACAAAACAAAGAAUAAUAGACAAUGGUGUGGGAUCAGAUUUAGUUUGUGUUGGUGAGCAGCCUCUCCAUGCUGUUCCAUUAUUGAAGUUUCAUAAUAAGAGAGGGAGCAUUAAUGCAGAUGACUACAGUAUGCCACAUACAUGGAUCAAUCUUAGUUUUUACUCUUCAAACAAAAAAGUUGGGUAUGGUACAUUUGUUCCAAGAAUAAAGUUGCCACCUGAACGACCUAAGACUGUAAAGAAAGAAAGGUUGGAUGUAUUCCUGAAUAAACCACGUAUGAAACCCAAGCAGGAAACAGCUUUGCCUAACUCCAUCUUUGAUUACGAAACCUAUGAUGCCCAAGUUUUCAAAUUGCCUACUAAUCAGAGCAAUAAAACAUACAGGAGUUUGCAACGAACCACCAAUAGAAAGAAAACCAAUAGUCAUUCCUCUUCUGUCCAACCUUUAACGAGAAUCAGUCUUCAACGUAAGAUGUCUGACCCAGAUAUUUACCACAAUGUAGAACAAACCAGUGGAUCAUCCCUUGCUUUAGGAAGCUCAGUAGCUUCUCAUGAUAAAUCAGCAGCAAUCAAUAUUCCUGCUUCCUUUAAUGAGCAUCGAACUUAUUCUCAGUCAUUUGGAGCGCUAAAUGUUGAAGGUCAUAUGCGUUCUAAAACACAAAUAGUACAUGAGUGUGAUGAACUCUCCCCUUCUCAGUCAAUAAAAAUUGGUUCCAGUGGUGGGACCUCACCAAAUGAACCAUCACAGGUGACCAGUGCUAAACCAGCUGUAAAUGGACACCGACCUGGUAGAUCACUCAUUAAUCCUUUUGAUCCAUCUCAUGUCACCAUCAAGCAAACUUCAAAUCGCAGGCGCUGGAUUCAUAUCUUUCCUAAAGAUGCAACAGGUGUCCACAUACAACAGCACCAUUACCAGAAUUCUCAGCCAAAAGCUCAGGAAGAACAAAGAGCAUCAUCUUCCACACCACCACCUGAUCAGGAUCCACAUUUGAUACCCCUCUCCUCUACACCUGCUUCAACUGAACCAAGUGGAAAAGCCCCUCAUGUAUUAGCAUCACAACUUAGUCAAGAAAGUAUUGCCAGUGUUCCAAGAGAUAACCGAACCCAUACAUUAUCUGUUGCCAGUUCAGUCACAUCUCUGGACACGUCUCUUCGCUACACUUCACCUCAAAAAUCAGGCAUGGGAGGUACACUUACACGGGUGCCAUUUGCAGUAGCGCCUGUCAAAGAUAAGAGCCAUGCUACACUUCUUUGGGGAGCAACUGGAGAGCAAGAGUGGACUGCUGCUCUCACUACAGGUGUUGAUUGGAAGAGUUUAUCCUUACCAGCCUGCUUACCCAUCACAACGGAUUAUUUUCCCGAAGAUAGUUCAUUGCACAAUGACUAUGUAGUUGCUGAUUACAAUUUGUUGCCAGAUGAUAUGACAGAACAUGCAAGAACUGUUGGUGGAAGAAAGCCACUUUCUACCCAAGAUGUUUUCCUGGAGCUGGUGUCUCAGAGACUUUCUCAGGGGUUUCAAAUCAUUGUCAAGCCAGAAAAGACUCAAUCACAAGUUCCUGUUGCCAUGGGCAACAGUCCACGUUAUGCAGGACUUGGAACGCUUAUGCGAACACGAUCUCGAGCAGAAUCUUCACAAGAGUAUCGGUUGUCAAUUGGUCGAAUCUUUCACAAGAUAUUCCUCUGUGGGUCUACAAUAACAGUUACUAUUUAUCGACCAAGGCACCCUCAUCCUCAGCUGAAGCGUCAGUACAAGUAUAGAUUUCAGUCGCCAUACAUGACUAGUUAUGAAGUUUCUUGGGUAGAGUUUCGUACUGAGAGGCUUGAAACUUACCGAUGGAGUCAUCUUGACAAUUACAUUUGCUUCCAUGGAGAAUCUUCAGAUUAUCCUUUAAUAGAGGCACUGAAGUUUUGGCGGUUCCGAGUAUUGCUAGUACCUGAAUGUUAUCGAUGGGCAACAAAAACUGUUAUGGAGUCAACCACUGCAAUACCAUCUGACAUCUAUAAUGAGAUGACAAUUGAGGAACAGCAGACAACCAUAGAAGGUUUCUUAAAGUUCCUUGAAGUAACAAUUCAUCGUCUGAAGAGGCCAGUUAAUGCACGGAAAACUAGGAAGACAGGAGGGGGAGGGAAGGUUGGAGGUGUAUAUGGCAGUGGUGUGGGAAGGCGGCACAGUCUUGGUCCAAUUUUACCAAGCUUUCCUUCUGCCACCUUUGCCACAGCAUUUACCACUUCCAACUCUGCAGCUAUACCAGCAGGUGGCAGUGGCCAGAAUGCAGUAGCAUUUAGAGAGCGCCUUGGUAGCAAUAGGGUCCUAGAACGUCCUAGAUUGCGAUCAGGAGGCAAAACAUCAGAAAGACUGCGUUUUGAGAGUGGCAAUAGGGAGCUGCACACAGAUUCUUCGGAAAUGAAGUCUUUAUUAGAACCAGAAGAGGAUAAAGAGGAAAAAACAAGACCAAGUUACUCUUGACCCCUGCACCUACCGCAAUGAGUGGCAUGAAGUGGAAGUAGAACCAUUGAAUGCAAAACCUUCAGCUGCCCCUCCACAAACACCUAUUUCUAUCUCACCACCUGUGACCUGCCCUACAUUCCUUCAUCCUGAAUUGCCUCCACAGGUUCUAUGGAAAGGACGCUUAAAUUUAUACAGAACUGGGCAAGUGGACUUAGACUGCAAUAGCCGUAGUGAUAGAAGUGAAUGGGGCCACAUCAAACACCACUCAUAUUUCAACCCAUUGCAGUCUUUUGAAAUUAUUGUGCAAUGGCUUUGUGCAACUGGAACUAUUGUAACUGAUAUAAUGGUGUCAUGGCAGCGUAAAGCACAAGCAUGUGGACUUCACUUAUUUCCUGUUCCAACAGAUCCAUUUGCACUACCAUAUUCUUACAAUUCUGACCCUCUAAGAGGCCCUAUUCUGAUACCCUUAAAUGUAGACUGUCUUAGUGCCCCUGAAGGGCAACCGUUUGCUCAAUUUCCUUCCAGUACUUGGGGACGAAGAAUGCAUCUUUUUCAGGAGGCUAUUCUCAAGAAAUUUGGGUUUGUAGCUUAUGUGACUGAGACCCACAGCACUGAGCAGAACCAGUAUGUUCAUGUGACAGGCAACAUGUUUAUUAUGAUACAUUCCCCUUGCUCAGCAGAAACAACUCGGGGCAGAACACCCACAACUCCAGCAACUCCAACAUCCUUUUCCCAGGCUGACUACUUGUAUGGUGUGGCAAGCCCUCAUGUGGAGUAUUUCCAUCGACUGAUCGCUGACUUAUAUUCCCAUGAGAUCAGCGAAACACAGCCUGGGUUUUUGUGGUCAUUCAAUCACAUGCUGACAAAACGAUGGAAGUCCAUUAUCUCUGGUGAUGAAGUUUUUUCUGAAAAAAUGCUACAUGACUUUCGUCAGUUUUGCAGAAACCAGGAGAAUCGUCUAAGGGAUUUCUGGGAUUCCCAUCUUCCUCUGCUCACUCCUGCAAUGCAGAGUGAUGAAUUAAUAGCCGAACCAUAAAAUAAGAUUGAUAUGCACAGUGUGAGAGUGAAAGAUUAACAUUUAUUUUAUUUAAGGUCAAAAUAUUGCCCAUGUAAAACUUCGUUUCAUUUCUAUACACUACUGAGAAUUUAAUUUUUUCUUUUUGUGGAAUUCUUACAUGUUUUUUUGUUCUUUGAUUUUAAUUUCUCUUUUCAUUGCAUAAAUUCUUGUCUGAAUAUCUGUUGUACCUGUAUUUAUCUAGAGUACUAUAUGCUCUGUAAGUUAAAUAUGGAACAUGCAAAAACAGCAUUUUGAAAUUGGCAUGACAUGAUGUAUAUUUUUAUUAUUUGGAGCAUUGCAAUGGAUUUUGUAUAUAAAAUUUUAUAAAGUGAUUGUAUGUUUUAUGGUAAAAAUAUUGUGAAUUGCUAUUUUUUUAUUUUUAGAACAGAAUACAUGAACCUCUACUUUGACCAUACUAGUCAGAUAUGGCUGCAGUGUGACAGUCUUACCUUAAGUUGUUGCAUGGCCUAGGUGCAUGACUGGCAGUGGUAUCUGUUCUGAUAUAACUUCAUAGAAGGCAUGUGUAAUUUGAUUAGUUAUGUCACUAAUUUUAUGGUAAAUCAAACUUCCGAACAGUGGUCAAAUCUAAUUAGUUUUUUAGUUUUUACAGAGUUCCCAAAGGAGUAAUAUUCUAAUUGAAUUGAUUUUUUCAAGGUUAUAGGUAGGAUGAAUAUUAAGUUUUCUCUGUGAGGUUUUUGUUAUUUUGUAUCAAAGUCCUUAUUACUUGAAGUUAUUAUAUUCAAGUUUUCACCUUUUAUUACCCAUGAAAUUUAUCUAAGAAAUUAAAACAAGACGAGAACUUUUUUACUUUCUCAACAUGUUGACUUUCUUAACAGUAAAAGUUGCAAGGUAGAUAACUAGAGUGAGAGAGAAAAUGAUUGUGUUUAUCUGUAGUGUGCAAAUAUAACAGUUCUUCAUAUUCAUUAUAUUUUUCAUAUGCAAUUGCGAGUGUAUGUGGAUGUAUGAGCUGGUAAAAGUUGUGGUAUUAAUUCAUGUUUAGAAUGUGGAGAGAGAGAGAGAGAGAGAGAGAGAGAGAGAGAGAGAGAGAGAGAGAAUGUUAAGUCAUAGCAGCUCAUCAGCAGUAUUGUCGCUAGGGGGUGGAUGAGCCUGGCCCCCAGUCAUAUGCUUGCCCCCCCCCCCUCCCCCCCCCCCCCCCCCCCAUGUUGAAAUUCCCUUUGUAGCUAAACUUUAACCCCUUGGUGGUCAAAAGCAGAUAUUCCACCAUAGUGAUCAUGUAAGAAAUACAAUUGUGCUAUACGUAUACCCAUUACCUUUACAACUUAUGUAGAGCUGAGAAAUGAAUUAAUAUAGUUAUAGAUUUUUAACACAAAUGUCAUGUUUGUUCAUGAUACUUUCAUCCAACGUAAUGUCAUCUACUUAUGUAUGAAGUGAUUGAAACUGUAGUUACAGUUUUGAGUAAGUUCAAUGCAAUUUGCUACUGCUGCUUAAAGUAAAUUUCCAGGGAGAGGAGAUGAGGAAGAGGGAUUGGGAUAGGUUGAGAUUUUGAAGAGAUUUUGGAGAGUCAUAAGUCUUUUGUUAUUGAUGAUGUGCACUAUUUUGAUAUAUUUGCACGACAAGGAUUUUAUACUAUAAUAGUUGAAAAUUGAAACUUGACAAUAGGUUAGUGUUGAAUAUAAGAUUGAGAGGAAAUUUACAGUAAAGUGUUUGAUACAUUUGCAUAUACAUAGUAGAGUAGAAAAUUAAUAAAAAAUUUAUGUCUAUAAUUUCAAAUAGAGGUUUACUGAUUACUAAUACAGGCAGUCCCCGGGUUACGACGGGUUCGGCUUACAACGUUCCGAGGUUAAGUGCUUUUCAAUUAUAUUCAUCAGAAAUUAUUUCCAGGGUUACGACGCAUGUUCCAGGGUUACAACGCCCACAAUGCUCAUUUUGCAGAAGAAAUAUGACACCAAAAAUGCAAAAUAAUCAAUAUUGUAAGGUUUUUUUGAUGCAAAAUGCAAUAAGAAUGCAGUUUACAUAGUUUUGAAUGCACCCAAAGCAUUAAAAGUAAGGUUUUCUUAGGAUUUUUAGUGAUGUUCCGGCUCACAACGAUUUUUGGGUUACAAUGCGUCUCAAGAACGGAACCCCCGUCGUAUCCCGGGGACUGCCUGUACUAUUAUUGUCUUUCAUUCACAGAUAUAUUCAUUUGAGAAUAGCAUAUUUUACUAAUUACAGAUCUGGAACAUUAGUUUUGAGUAAUUUUCUUUGGUGCCCCCCAACCCCCCACCCCAAAACGAAUCUUGGCUCCAUGUAGGCCGCCUCUCCCAUUAAAGGGAGAGAGAGAGAAUCUGUAUACAUUACAGUCAUAUUCAUGUUCCAUUUUAUCCUCCAAUUCUCAUAGUUGCUAUACCGAUGAUAAAUAUUGCCGUUACUUUUGUCUGUUAUUCAUUAAGUGGCACCUCAUCUUAAUGGACUUUAGGUUUGUGAAAUUCAUUACGUAAUGGAAAUGCAGGAGUGUGAUAAAAAUAGGACAAAUAUUUCGCUAGGGUUAUCCGAUGGUUGACAGAAUUUGUCCAAGCAGACAACCUAUCCAACUUUCUGGAGUAACUUGGUGAAUAAUUACAGGUAUCAGACAGUGAAUGAAAACAUAUGGCUGGCUCUCUCUCUCUCUCUCUCUCUCUCUCUCUCUCUCUCUCUCUCUCUCUCUCUCUCUCUCUCUCUCUCUCUCAUUAUUUUGUAUGACAAUAACUUAAUGCAGUACAGUACUGCUUUGUAUGUAUGUAUGUUUGUCUAGGCACAGGAUAUACACAUGUAUGCAUCUUGUUAGGAUAAUUUAUGUACCUACAUUGUGUCUGCUCAUAUUUCUUUCUUCUCUCUCUAUUGCUCAAGAUGUGAAACUUUUUUAUAUAACAGAAUUUGUGCUUACUUUUGCAUAAAAAACAAUAACUAUUUUGUUUUAUUGUAUGAGUUUCAUGCACAGUAUUUUACAUAUCUUGUAAUCAUAAGUAGUAGGUACAGGUAUGUACAUGUAUUUUUAAAAGCAGUUUGUUUUGCAUAUUUAUCUUUGAAAUUGAAUGAUAUAUAAAUUGACAUUUUGAAUUGGAAGAUAAUGACAAAAUACUGGUUAGGUUCGGCUAUCAAGUACUUUAUAUAGAGUUGCUCUGAAGGAUAAUCUGGGUGAAUUGGAUCCAUGGUACUGAAUUGUAUAGGCUAUAUGCCAUUCUUUGUUACUCACACAUUUCAUUGCUUACCAGGAGAGGGCUGACCUCAAAACUGUCCAUUGAUGUGUGGUAGCACUGUACUAUUAAAUUUUGUUUGUAUUCCUAUUACGUAGGACACACAGUAUAGCCCAGUCUCUGGAAACAUUUUAUUUCUUAAAAAUACCAUCAUAUUUUGUCUAUUUAUUAGAUUAUAAAACUGAAAUGCAGCACUCAAGAUUCUGAUAUAUUUGAGAGAUGGCAGACAUUACGUAAUCUCUGUGUCUUUGAUUAGGAUAAUAACAGUUCUCAAUUGCCAGUUUUUAGUUGGAAGUUUCCACACUAUGAUUUAUUAACAUGAGAGAUUUUUAUUGUUAAUUUUUCCUUAGGUUAAGCUCUGUAGAUAUUGUUAAUAAGGGAGGCUUAUCUGUUGGGCUUUUUGUGCCAAAACCACAGUAUAUUUUCAAAAUAUAUACUUCUUUAGCAUGAUUUAUGUGGGGCUAACUCUUGGAUAUUGACACCGUUGAAUAGGUCAAAUUCAUUGGAUUUCACAGUUAAAUAGUUUUAUCUCAUGAUGACAGGGUGCAAAUAUAUAUAUAUAUAUAUAUAUAAUAUAUAUAUAUAUAUAUAAAGGUUUUUUUGCCACGAAGGAAAAAAUUAAAAAGUGAGAUAGCCAAGCACUUUCGGUCUUAUUCGGACCCUUUACUGAGGCAAACUCGGCUAUCUCGCUUUUUCAAUUUUUUCCUUCGUGGCAAAAAAAACCUUUUUAUUUGUACAUAGCAUCACGUUUUAUAUAGUUCAUGAUCAAGUUAUUCAUAUAUAUAUAUAUAUAUAUAUAUAUAUAUAUAUAUAUAUA
Macrobrachium nipponense is the source of this 8717-nucleotide messenger RNA. It is a transcript of the gene Iml1, whose product is annotated as GATOR complex protein Iml1-like. Gene Ontology annotation, molecular function: GTPase activator activity. The record is from RefSeq and is a predicted model, not a curated record. Lineage: Eukaryota; Metazoa; Arthropoda; Malacostraca; Decapoda; Palaemonidae. Gene Ontology annotation, biological process: positive regulation of autophagy; negative regulation of TORC1 signaling; cellular response to amino acid starvation. Gene Ontology annotation, cellular component: GATOR1 complex; lysosomal membrane.